AUGGAGGCCAUGCUGCUGGAGCACUUCCCCGGGGGCCUGGACACCUUCCCGCCCGCCUACUUCGACGAGGAAGACUUCUUCACCGACCAGUCGUCUCGGGACCCGCUGGAGGACGGCGACGAGCUGCUGGGGGCCGAGCCGGCGGAGGUGGAGCUCCUCAGCCGCCAGCUGCACGAGUUCUGCUGCCGCGACGGGGCGUGCCUGCUGCUGCCGCCCGCGCCCCCCGCCGCCCCGCUGGCCGGCGCGCAGCCCCCGGGGGACCCCGGCGAGCCCGGCGACGGCGGCCACCGCUGCGGCGCGGGGGCGCCCCUCGGCGGCUUCCCCUUCUCCCCCGGCUCGCCGCCCCCGUGCCUGGCCUACCCCUGCGCCGCGGUGCUGUCCCCCGGGGCCCGGCUCCGCGGUCUGAGCGGGGCGGCGGCGGCUCGGCGGCGGCGGCGAGUGCGCUCCGAGGCCGAGCUGCAGCAGCUGCGACAGGCGGCCAACGUGCGCGAGCGGCGCCGCAUGCAGUCCAUCAACGACGCCUUCGAGGGGCUGCGCUCCCACAUCCCCACGCUGCCCUACGAAAAGCGCCUUUCCAAGGUGGACACGCUGCGCCUGGCCAUCGGCUACAUUAACUUCCUCAGCGAACUGGUGCAGGCCGACCUGCCGCUGCGCGGUGGUGGCACAAGCGGUUGCGGGGGCCCGGGAGGCAGCCGGCACCUGGGAGGGGACAGCCCGGGGAGCCAGACUCGGAAGGUCAUCAUCUGCCACCGAGGCACCCGCUCACCCUCCCCCAGCGACCCGGAUUAUGGUCUCCCUCCUCUGGCAGGGCACUCUCUGUCAUGGACGGAUGAGAAACAGCUCAAAGAGCAGAAUGUCAUUCGUACUGCCAAGGUGUGGACCCCAGAGGACCCCAGAAAACACAACAGCAAGUGUUUUGACAACAUAGAGAACGAACCGCCGUUUGAGUUUGCAUCCUGA
Molecule: messenger RNA, 960 nt
Organism: Meriones unguiculatus (Mongolian gerbil)
Lineage: Eukaryota; Metazoa; Chordata; Mammalia; Rodentia; Muridae
Gene: Ptf1a
Product: pancreas associated transcription factor 1a
Exons: 2
Coding region: 1-960 (319 amino acids)
Biological process (GO): regulation of transcription by RNA polymerase II; developmental process
Molecular function (GO): RNA polymerase II transcription regulatory region sequence-specific DNA binding; DNA-binding transcription factor activity, RNA polymerase II-specific; protein dimerization activity
Source: RefSeq, a predicted model, not a curated record